Desarmillaria tabescens is the source of this 2147-nucleotide messenger RNA. RefSeq lists its product as uncharacterized. Gene Ontology annotation, molecular function: protein binding. NCBI's taxonomy places the organism in Eukaryota, Fungi, Basidiomycota, Agaricomycetes, Agaricales, Physalacriaceae. The record is from RefSeq and is a predicted model, not a curated record. The coding region runs from base 332 to 2068 and encodes 578 amino acids. The transcript has 5 exons.
CGGUUCUUUUGGUUUCCUGUUGUCGAAGGGUACGAUGACGAUAGCAAAGAGAUACUGAGAAGGAAUAUGAUAGCCCUCGAGGAACGGUGAUGCUGUCGCCCGCCGAUUUUGGUCCUACCCCGGGAUAUCAGUUUGCGCGCGACGACAGGGCUCCACGCUGGUAGUCUUAAUUACCAGAAGUGACAAGGGAUCCAGGAAUUUGGUGGUAUAAUCCUUGGGUCGCAACUGAUUUUGCGACGCGGAAGGCUUGGUGGUGGGCGAAAGAGUGCCCAUGACAGGAAGAGCCGAUAUUUGCGAUAACAGAAUGAGGAGGAAAAGCUGAGGCAUCCUCAUGGCUUGCGGUUUCGAGGUUUCGAUCAUUAUAAUAGGUGGAGCAACACAAAGCGACAGGACGACGAGUUUUGGUUGGGGAUGCUCUCUAUCAACAAGUGCCACUGGGAGCACGAUUGAGCCUGGGACGAAUUUGUCUUGGUUAUCUUUCCAAGUUCGUAAACCAAUGCAUCUCUCCAAGCUAAAGUUCAAGUUCAAGUUGAAGCCCAAGCUCCGAGCGCCUCUCGGGAGAGUGAAGCGUCUAGGAAAACCUUUCCCUGCUCCCCUGCUCAGUUUUCCCGCUGAACUACUCCAGGAAAUCGCAUCCUUCCUGUCCAAACGCGACCAGAAAGCCCUGCGUUUCGUAUGCCAUCAGCUGAACGACGUGCUCAGAGCUACCGUGCUCUCAGCCAUCUUGAUCAAUCUCAUCCUCCCCUUAAGAUACUCUGAUCAAGAUGCCCUCAAAUAUCUCGCCAGCCACACGCCUGCGAACUAUAUCCAUCGGCUAAAAGUUUGUGUGUGGGGUUCAUAUUCCGAGCAACAUCCCCCGACUCACUGGCGCGUGGCUGAGGGUAGCAAUUCAGAAAACCACUCUCCCUCGACCCAUCCACGUCUCCAGACGAAGAGCGACAUAGCAGAGUUUCGCGCGCUAUAUAACAGAGCGUUCGCGUCGUUGACCAACUUACGAGCUUUUACGUUGUGUAUCAGCAACGGUUCUCGCAAAGUACCUCCAUACUUUGUAGAAGACACGUUUAAUUGGUUGAUGAAGCAGCCCUCCCUCGAUCUUCAUCUCACCCACCCGGAGUUCACCCUUCCGUACUUCUCCCAUUUAUCACAGUUUCGAAAUAUCCACAAGUUCUCUCUGACUGGCUAUUCCAACAAUUCUACCCCAACAAUCGAGAAGACGCUCGCCCGUGUAUUUUCGAAUAAUCAGCACUUGUCUGAUGUCUUUCUGCAUUUGGCUGAUCGGUGGGACAACAGAAGGACAAGUCUUACCGUCUCCGGCAUAGAACGCGUGUUUCCAAAGCAUGCAACGAGAACUAUACCGCUUCGUCAUCUAUUGCUGAAGGAAGGUAGUAUCACCGCCGCCCCUCACGUUUUCCAACACCUUCGCGGUCUGAGGUCACUCCAGAUAUCUAAUGUCGAUCUCCAUCAUACCUCUGCCGGAUUCUGGACGGAGCUCUCCCAGCGGGGGAUAUAUAUUCCCUCCAUCACGCUCAGGUGCCACAGUGUGCCCUCCACAGUCGUUGAUUACCUCGCCUCCAACAAGGGGAUGACCGAGUUAACGUUUGAAGUAGAGACCGACAGGGAAUGCACCUCGAGGCGAGUGUUGAGCAAAGUAGUCCCGCGUCACUCCGGGACUCCGGAAGUUCUCCAGCUGACGUCGUGUUGGGGCAGCCAUUGGGUGUUUGGCAAUAUCCCUGGAUAUGUAGUGAGUGUGUCCAAAUGCGUGAAACUGCGUAUUUUGGGUAUUGUGGUGGAGGGGAAUAAGGACUUCACGGAACCACUUCUGCUUUUGCUGACGUACCUUCCGAAUCUUCAAAUCUUGCGGCUGGUCCCUCAUACGAAUGAUUUCGGCUCGGUCUUCAAGCGUAUUCAACGCAUACGCGAUGAUGAGCCAUUAUUGAUACGCUUGCAGGUCAUUGUAUCUGUUUCUUACCAGAAGCACAUCAGGUUUGUUGCUGAGCGAUCGGGGUGGGAUCUUGAUGAUGAAGAGUCUGAAUGGCUACGAGAUGAUCCAUGGUUUUUAGGCACGUAACUUUUUUUUUUUUGAAUCCUGUUGGUAUGUGAUGUACCGUAAUCCUACACGCUAGCGUAUGGUGGGAUAUUGCUACUUG